This is a messenger RNA of Triplophysa dalaica, 2339 nucleotides long. Its product is annotated as protein kinase C and casein kinase substrate in neurons protein 3. Lineage: Eukaryota; Metazoa; Chordata; Actinopteri; Cypriniformes; Nemacheilidae. Gene Ontology annotation, cellular component: endosome; plasma membrane; cytoplasm. Gene Ontology annotation, molecular function: protein binding; phospholipid binding. The transcript has 10 exons. Bases 236 to 1405 code for a protein of 389 amino acids. Gene Ontology annotation, biological process: regulation of endocytosis; cytoskeleton organization; plasma membrane tubulation. The record is from RefSeq and is a predicted model, not a curated record.
GUUGUCAUGUAGUAUGAUCCACAGAGCAAAAAGUCUGGCUGUCUGCAGCUGCUUUGGAAAGAGGAGUUCUGGAGAGAGGGAGAUAAAGUGACAGGAAGCCGGUGACUGUGGUUUAAAUACAUAGAAUAAAUGUAAUAUAAUCCAUAUGGUGAUUAGUAAAGUGGAAAAGCUAGCGGAAAAGGGAUAAUCUGUAACUUCUUUAAAAAGUUAAAGACAACACGUUUAAGGCUCCAUCAUGUCAACGGUAUCGGCAGAGACGGGCCCAGAGGAUGCCAAUAAUCAGAGUUUCUGGAUGCCAGGGAACUACCAUCGGACAGUGAAGCGGACCGAAGACGCCUUCCAGGCAUGUAAUGACAUAGUGGCAUGUUUUCAAGAAAGGGCCAGGGUUGAGCGGCAGUACGCUCAGCAACUGAGUGAAUGGAGUACCAAGUGGAAACCCCUAGUGGACACCAGCCCUCUUUAUGGCUCUCUUUUACAAGCAUGGCAGUGUUUUCUGUCUUCUGCUGAUCGUCUCUCCUCACUGCACGCCUCCAUCUGUCGGUCUCUGGUGUCGGAGGACGGAGAUCGCAUCCGGACAUGGCAGAAGGAGACUUUCCAUAAGAAGAUAUUUGGAGGUUUCAAAGAGUCCCAGGAUUUUGAAACGGGUUUCUCACGUGCCCAGAAGCCUUGGGCCAAGCGACUGAAGAAGCUAGAGAAGGCCAGGGCAGCGUUUCACAAAGCAUGUCGCAAGGAACACAUGGCACGUGAGCGUGAGGCCCACGCCCAAGGCAACCCUGACAUUGCCAUCGAGAAACAAAGGAGGAUCCAGGAAGAGACGGAACUGGCCCACCAGGAAACCGAAAAAGUGCGAGCCCGCUAUGAGAAGGUUUUGGAGGAAGUUACACGUUACGCUCCACGCUACAUGGAGGAAAUGGAGUCUAUCUUUGACCAAUCGCAGGAGGAGGAGCGGAAGAGGAUAAGCUUUCUCAAACAGGCUUUUUUGUCAAUCCAUAGACACUUGGAUGUCACUAAUAAUGAGAGUGUGAAAGCGGUGUAUAAUGAGCUCCAUGACACUCUGAUGUCCAUCAGUGAGCAGGAAGAUUUGCGCUUGUGGAAGAACACGCAUGGGCCUGGCAUGCCCACUGACUGGCCUCAGUUUCAGGAGUGGACUGCAGACAAGAAGCAUAAAAGGGGAAAGAAGGAGGUGGAGCAGAAGGUAGCGGUAAUGGAGAGAAGUGUUAUGAUUGGAGGAGUGAGAGUCAGAGCUCUUUAUGACUAUGUUGGACAGGAAACAGAUGAAUUGUCCUUUAAAGCAGGUGAGGAGUUUCUGAAGAUUGAGGAUGAGGAUGAUCAGGGUUGGUGCAGGGGCAUGAUGGACGGUGGAAAAGAGGGCUUGUACCCGGCCAACUAUGUGGACGUGGUGUAGAAGCACAGGACAGCACAGAGCUCCGUCUACUCGCAGUCCUCAUGCUAAUGCUUGUUAAGAGACCCCUGGCUGUAAAUGAAUCCAGCUGUGGGGUUCUUAAAUGCACAGGUGCCCAGGUUUAUGCCUGUUUUACAGCCACUUUUAUUGAAGUUUGCUUUGUUUUAUCUGAACCGGGUAUGGAUGGUAUGCUGAUAGUGGAUUAAAGUUGAUGUGUGAAGCUUAGGAUGUUCAAAUGUUUCCAAAAGUGCUUUCAAAAAAUCUUGAGAAAAUUGUUAAAAUGUGUUAUUGUGUGCCAUCCCUCCUGAAAAGACCAUCAUAGCUGGUCGCCAGCAUAUGUUGUGUUUGGUCAAGCUAAUUUUUGCUAUCCUCAGUCUCGCAUAUAGACGGCUUGGGUCUGUGAUGGACUUUUCAUUAGGGAUGUUGUGACUUUAAUGGAGACGAUCAAAAUAGAGAAUUUUAUAGAUUAUAUAAAUAAGUACUGACUCCUAUAAUAUAAAUAGGUAAUAUUGAUACGUCUUGAUACAUGAGCCUACACAUUGUCAGUAUUUUUGAUGACACCAAAGACUUUAUCAAUAACAAAUUUCUUAUGACGACUCACACUAUGAACAUAAGAUGAUAUUUGAUCCCUGUGUAAAAGGGGCCAUGUUGUUGUGCUGUGUUAAUUGAUUUGACAUUGUGUCAUGUGUAUCUUUUGUUGUUUUGUUAUGUUUGUUACUUGUUUCACAUUAGUAACACUAAGGCAGUAUUAAUCAUCACCCCUUUAAAGUGAGACUUAUGAAGGCCUCUUCUUGUUCAUUUCUUUUAUGUGUAAUGUCAUGAUAUCCAAAGAUUAUGUAUGCAACCGAGGGUGAUGUUUGUUUGUACGAGUAAAUGUUAGUAUGCACCAUCCCUAAUUUAAUGCAAAUACAAUCAGUAUUAAAAGGGAUACAGAUUC